Molecule: messenger RNA, 3550 nt
Organism: Oncorhynchus mykiss (rainbow trout)
Lineage: Eukaryota; Metazoa; Chordata; Actinopteri; Salmoniformes; Salmonidae
Source: RefSeq, a predicted model, not a curated record
AGCCAGUACAGAGCCAGACACUGACAGAGAGACACAAAAAGCUCACCUCGUCCUGCUCACACAUCAACCAACCUUUUAACCCUACAGCAACUUUCUGGAUUGGAGAAACACACAGUGUCAUUAAUACAGAGGAACGAGGAACAGGAUAGCGAGAGUGCACGAGAGGAGAGCGCAAAAUAUUUAAAAUGGCCAACACCGUAACGUUGCUGUGCUGUGUAGUGCUAGCUGCUGUGGUGGUGGCAUACGCGCAGAGACGCAACCAGACAGGGGCCAGUAUUCAGUAUGAGCGUAUGGAUGGGGACGUGACCAUGAGGUGUGGCUCUCUGGACAGCGAUGCCAGCGUGACGUGGAAGGUAAACGGGACGGACGUGAAGGCACACCACCGGGAGGAGGGGUCUAGACUCAUACUAAUGGAGGUGGACCUCUCAAACAACGGACUUUACAGCUGCUUUCAGAACCCCAAUGGAGAACGACGGGACCAGAUCAACCUGCGCAUCGGAACCUCACCAAGGGAACCCACGGUGACGUGUCGGUCCAACACCUACCCUAAAGGUUUCUACUGUAGCUGGCACCUACAGCACCCCACCUCCAUACCCACAGACUUCGACGUCACCGUCCUACACAACCAGGAGUCCCUAGAAGUAACAAGGGAUGUGGUCCAUAAGAACCGCUGCCACGUUCUGUUCCCUGAGGUGUUCAGUAGCUACCCCUACAGAGUCAACGUUACAGCUGUCAACGCCCUGGGAAAAGCCUCCACCACCAUCACCUUUGAAGAGAUCAACAUAGUGAAACCAGACCCCCCUGAAAGGGUGGUGGCCACUCCCAUCCCCAGCAACGUGCGUCGUUUGGAGGUCACCUGGAACAGUCCCUCUACCUGGCCUGAUGUAGAGAUCUUCCCCCUGAAGUACUUCCUACGAUACAGACCCCUCAUCAGAGACCAGUGGCAACACGUGGAGUUGACAGACAGUACGGCCCACACCAUAACGGAUGCGUACGCGGGGAAGGAGUACAUCAUCCAGGUGGCGGCUAAGGACAUGGAGAUCGGCACCUGGAGUGACUGGAGCGUCGCGGUGCACGCCACCCCCUGGAUGGACAAACCCCAACAGAUCCCCUUCACCACCGAGCAGGAACCACUCCUCGAGACUACCCCCUCCCCGGCCCCUCCCUCAGCAGAGCCCCAUAGGGCAGGUGUCCCAGUGGGCAGAGCUUCAUCGUCCCGACACCUCCCCUCACCCCUCCUCUGGUCCUCCUGUCUGCUGCAAGGGGCCCUAACUCUGGCCCUGAUAUGAUGUUUUAUUCCUGUGGAAGAAAUUGAGGAGUCUUCUUCGUCUAUUUUGCACAUAUUAAUGGACAUCCUGCAUUGAUCAUUUAUUUCAAGUUUCACACAACAUUAAAUAGAAAGUGAAGAUGUGAUGAAGUCAAAGUUAAAAGAAAAGUUUUCUACAGAAACAAACCCCCAUCAACUACUCACAACAACAACAGCAGGUACUAACAGCAGAACUACAGUACUGCACAGAAGCAGACAUCAUUGAUUGGACAACACAGAAGCAGACAUCAUUGAUUGGACAACACAGAAGCAGACAUCAUUGAUUGGACAUCUCAGAAGCAGACAUCAUUGAUUGGACACCUCAGAAGCAGACAUCAUUGAUUGGACAACACAGAAGCAGACAUCAUUGAUUGGACAUCUCAGAAGCAGACAUCAUUGAUUGGACACCUCAGAAGCAGACAUCAUUGAUUGGACAACACAGAAGCAGACAUCAUUGAUUGGACAACACAGAAGCAGACAUCAUUGAUUGGACAACACAGAAGCAGACAUCAUUGAUUGGACACCUCAGAAGCAGACAUCAUUGAUUGGACACCUCAGAAGCAGACAUCAUUGAUUGGACAACACAGAAGCAGACAUCAUUGAUUGGACACCACAGAAGCAGACAUCAUUGAUUGGACAACACAGAAGCAGGACUGUGUCUCCAUGGAGCUCCAGGCUUGUUAGUGGAUCUGAGACUGUUAAGACUUAUCCUCAGCAGCACAGUGGACUGAUUCCAUUCUCCAAGUAAAAAAACAAAAAACUUUUUCAUUCAUUAUUCAGUGAAUUUUGAGACACUUGUAAGAGAUCCCAAGAUCCCGUUUGUCAUCAUUUGUGGUGACAUACAGCUAACUCAUCAUGCCAAAGACUUGUCUUGGAGAAGGUUUCCCACAAUCCUCAGCUUCCUUAAGCCUGUGCCUGUGUAGAAGGGAUGGAACCCAGAGAAUUCCAGGAUUCUGUAUCUGACAUCCGACAACCAACAUGACGUCACGAUAUAAACAACAACACAUGACAUAAACAACAACAUAACAGAGAACUAAAACACACUUUGGAGAAAUCCUGAAUAAGAGUUCUAUAGCUUUCUAUUGCACCCAGCGAUCACCAAGAGAGUAGAGCUGUUAAAACACAGUGGAUUUGAGAGCAAUUCAUCUCCAUCAUCGUCGUCUGUUUGCGACUUUACUAUUUGAGGAAGUAGAUUACCAUACAAUACAUGACUUUAAAAGAAUAAGGGUAUAUCAGCAAAAAGUUGAUUCUGAGGUAAUUGGCUUUAAUGUUCCGAAACCUCAUUGGUUUGAACGGUGUGAUCAAUUUUAACGUGUAGUCUUUACCAACAUAUUUACAGCACUAUAUAGGUAGACAUUGUACAGAACAAAAAUAUAUAUUUCAAUAACUCAAUAACAUAAAUGCAGAUAGAACCAUUCAAUUCCAAGCUCUCGAUUAGGCCCUCAGUCCUCUGGCAGGUGGACUAUAUACUCUGUAGAAAGACAAGCUCUCGAUUAGGCCCUCAGUCCUCUGGCAGGUGGACUAUAUACUCUGUAGAAAGACAAGCUCUCGAUUAGGCCCUCAGUCCUCUGGCAGGUGGACUAUAUACUCUGUAGAAAGACAAGCUCUCGAUUAGGCCCUCAGUCCUCUGGCAGGUGGACUAUAUACUCUGUAGAAAGACAAGCUCUCGAUUAGGCCCUCAGUCCUCUGGCAGGUGGACUAUAUACUCUGUAGAAAGACAAGCUCUCGAUUAGGCCCUCAGUCCUCUGGCAGGUGGACUAUAUACUCUGUAGAAAGACAAGCUCUCGAUUAGGCCCUCAGUCCUCUGGCAGGUGGACUAUAUACUCUGUAGAAAGACAAGCUCUCGAUUAGGCCCUCAGUCCUCUGGCAGGUGGACUAUAUACUCUGUAGAAAGACAAGCUCUCGAUUAGGCCCUCAGUCCUCUGGCAGGUGGACUAUAUACUCUGUAGAAAGACAAGCUCUCGAUUAGGCCCUCAGUCCUCUGGCAGGUGGACUAUAUACUCUGUAGAAAGACAAGCUCUCGAUUAGGCCCUCAGUCCUCUGGCAGGUGGACUAUACAAUUUGUAGAAAGACAAGAGUUUAAUUUAUAGUUCCAUUGACUUUUCAAAAUGUGUUUUUGCAGUUUACAUUUUAAUAGCCAAUAUCACAAGUUCAUAUUAUUACAAGGAAUACUGUUGUGCUUUAUUACAUGUUUAAUAUUGAAUAAUAAAAUACACACACAGGACCUACACACACACACACACA